Messenger RNA from Brenthis ino (lesser marbled fritillary), 2547 nucleotides. NCBI's taxonomy places the organism in Eukaryota, Metazoa, Arthropoda, Insecta, Lepidoptera, Nymphalidae. The record is from the annotation of a GenBank genome assembly.
AUGAAAGUGUUUAUGGACAUGAAGCCGGGCGGGUCCCUGUGCACGGUGCUCGCUACCAUGUUCCGUUUCAAGUCGGAGCAGCGGUGGCGCAAGUUCGACUUCCAGGUCGGUAAGAACCCGUCACGUAAAGAUUUAAACGUGCAAAUGAUGAUGGAAAUCGAGUCAUCGUUAUUGGGAGCUGAGCUUUUGCGCUCUCCUUGCAUCUUCAUUCGUCCUGAAGUGGACAAGACCACCGCGAACAAAGUAAAGGACAUCAUCGUUAAUCAUCAAGGCGAGAUAUGUGAGGACGAAGAAGACGCAACUCACAUAAUUUACCCGGCGGUGGAUCCGUUAGAGGAGGAGUAUGCUCGUCCAGUGUUCAGGCGCGGCAACAGUGUGCUCGUGCACUGGUACUACUUCCCAGACAGUCACGAUACUUGGGCACAGGCAGAUUUGCCGGUGGAUAUCCCAGAAACAGCCAACUGGGAGUGUAACCGCGUGGAGCCCUGGCGCGUGGCGGCCACGUGGGCGCUCGACCUGCCGCAGUACAACGAGUGGAUGAACGAAGAGGACUACGAGGUCGAUGUCAAUGGAAAGAAAAAGGUGCAUAAAUUGCGUUUGUCUGUGGACGACCUUAUUCCCGGCGGAGAACCCUCCGGUAAAGGCAAGAAGGGCAAAAGGAAGCGAUCCCCUUCGCCGCCGCCGCAGAAACAUGGCAAGAGAAAGGGACGCGUGGCCAAGCGCCGCGACAACGACGGCGACGACGAGGACGACAACGCGUCGCGCGACAACACCGACGUGGCGCCCACGCCCGACAGCGAGCGCUCCACGGACGCGCCGGCGGCGGCCCCCGCGAGCGCAUCGCAGCCGGCCAGCGAGGCGGCGGCGGACGCGCCCGCCACGCCCGCGCCCGCCAUGGACGCGCACGACGACUCGCAGGGCAAGCACAGCGACUCCAACACACAGGAAAUGCUAAUAAAAGAAGAAUUAGAAGACAAUGUGACAGAUCAGACGCAUCACAUCGUGGUGCCGUCGUAUUCCGCCUGGUUUGACUACAACUCUAUACACACAAUAGAAAAGCGCGCCCUACCAGAGUUCUUUAACAACAAGAAUAAAUCUAAGACACCUGAAAUAUAUUUGGCAUACAGGAACUUCAUGCUGGACACGUACCGGCUGAACCCGACGGAGUACCUGACGAGCACGGCGUGCCGCCGCAACCUCGCCGGCGACGUGUGCGCCAUCAUGCGCGUGCACGGCUUCCUCGAGCAGUGGGGGCUCGUCAACUAUCAGGUGGAGGCCGAGUCCCGUCCGACGGCGAUGGGCCCGCCGCCCACGUCGCACUUCCACGUGCUGUCCGACACGCCGUCCGGCCUGCAGCCGCUGCAGGCGCGGCCCACGCAGCCGAGACCAGCGGAAAACGCAGCGGUUCCCAAAGUGGAGGCCGGUCUCCCGAACGGCACGGAGGCGGGCCCGCCCGUGAAGCCCGAGCCCACCGUCAAGUCAGAGCCCUUGCUUGAGCUCGGCACUGCUUCCGGACUUAAGAUGGAUCAAUACCGCGGCGGCGUGCGCGGGCGCGAGUGGACGGAGCAGGAGACGCUGCUGCUGCUGGAGGCGCUGGAGCUGCACCGCGACGACUGGAACCGCGUGGCGGCGCACGUCGGCACGCGCACGCACGACGAGUGCAUCCUGCACUUCCUGCGCCUGCCCAUCGAGGAUCCCUACCUCAAUGAUAACUCUGCCAGCGGCGUCCUGGGCCCGCUGGCGUACCAGCCGAUCCCGUUCAGCAAGGCCGGCAACCCCGUGAUGAGCACCGUCGCCUUCCUCGCCUCCGUCGUGGACCCGCGCAUCGCGUCCAAGGCCACGCGCGCCGCCAUGGACGAGUUCGCGGCUAUCAAGGACGAGGUGCCGGCGGCCAUGAUGGAGGCGCACGUGAAGGCGGCGGGCACGCACGGGCCGUCCGCCGCGCUGGCCGCCACUGGCAUCGCCGGCACCGCGCCGCCCGCGCCCGCGCCGCCCGCGGGCGAAAAGAAAGAAGGCGCGUCCGAAGUGAAAACAGAAGCAAUGGAGGUAGACGGCGAGGGUGAGGCCAAAGUGAAAGAAGAACCAACAGAAGCUCCUCCCGCAGAGGACGUGAAGGAGCCAAAGGACGAUGCGACUCCGCCACCAGAGGCUCCAGACGCGGUGGACGCCAAGCUGCAGUCGGCGGCGGCGGCCGCGCUCGCCGCCGCCGCCGUCAAGGCCAAGCACCUCGCCGGCGUGGAGGAAAGGAAGAUCAAGUCCCUGGUCGCGCUGCUGGUGGAGACGCAGAUGAAGAAGCUGGAGAUCAAGCUGCGGCACUUUGAAGAGCUGGAGGCCACCAUGGAGAGGGAGAGGGAAGGUUUGGAGUAUCAGCGACAACAGUUGAUCCAGGAGCGUCAGCAGUUCCACUUAGAGCAGCUGAAGGCGGCCGAGUUCCGCGCGAGGAACCACGCUAUACAAAGGUUGCAAGCGGAGUCGGGUGCGGCGGCGGCGGCGGCGGGCGCGCCGGCGCCGCCCGAGCCGCCGGCCGAGGCGCCCGCGCACCACGCG